AAAUGAGUAAAUACGCUCGUUACGCGGAUUUGGUUAAACAAACCACGGAAUAUUCGCGUAGAAUGACGAGAUUAAGUAAUAGAAUAUUUGGGGAAGUCGCUAGGCCGACGAAUUCGAAGUCGAUGAAGGUGGUAAAAUUAUUUAGCGAAGAACCUGUGAAUCAAAGGAAAGAAAUUCACGCUUAUUACCCCCGGCACAUCGAAACGGGGAAGUUGAUGAUGUUAUUGCGACAUUACGGGUUGUAUCGCGAUGAGCACGCCGAUUUUAAAGAGGAAAUGGAUCGAAUGAGGAUGUUGCGAGGCAAAGCAAAACCAGAAAGGAAAUAUAAAAGCGAAAAGAAACCGUUUCCUUAAAAAUAAAUAAACAAAUUAAGUAGUUCUUUGUAAAUUUAUUGAUUAAAAAAGGUUAUUAUAGCUCAGA
Onthophagus taurus is the source of this 420-nucleotide messenger RNA. It is a transcript of the gene mRpS33, whose product is annotated as mitochondrial ribosomal protein S33. NCBI's taxonomy places the organism in Eukaryota, Metazoa, Arthropoda, Insecta, Coleoptera, Scarabaeidae. The record is from RefSeq and is a predicted model, not a curated record. Gene Ontology annotation, cellular component: mitochondrion.